AUGGAUCAUGUGGCUUAUUUGGACCUAGCGCUUCCCGUUGGCUUAGCUGAGAAUGAUUACGAAACGAUUUCUCACUUCAGUGAUUACCGCAACAUCAACAUUAUUAAUGUCUACAACAAUAUUCAAGUGAGAGAGUUGCCGUGCACUCGACCACCAGAAGCUCCACAUGUUUGUACACUUCAACGUGGUUCUUGGUCAACGACGAGAAUGAAGCACAAAAGUUUUCUCAUCAGCUACACUGUGUUGUAUAUCCUUUUCUAUGCAAACACUUGGACACUUGUUCAUUUGGAUAGUAGCAAGAGCAGCCUCUGGAACAGCCUUUUCUCAAAAAUUCAUACUAUCUACGGAAUUCUACUUUUUCUCACCUACAUUGCUUUCACUUCGAUCGGUAUUGCGGGAAUUUUACUGAAAAAAGCGAAAUUCAUGUUCACCUUUAUCGUUUAUCUGGCUAUCAUCAUCUUUAUUUGUCUUCCACAUAUGGGCUAUGAUGUGUCGGAGAUUCUCCUAUUUUUGCUUUUCAAUACAAGUUUUGCCUUUGACACAUGUUAUGUAUUGUUCGUGAUCGAUGGCUCAAGUUAUUGGCCAUCUUUCCGCGGUGAGAUCACCUCAAUCGCCACCACAGGAAAUAUCCUUUAUUCAUCGAGUGCCGUUUAUACAAAUUCGAAUUUUUGGUUGUACGGAGAUGGAGAUCAAGAUCAACCGAUUCCGAAUUGGUUUUACUCGGAAAAACAAGAUUUUCUCGAUAAUGUUGCCGAAGUGGAAUCGGAUAAGGGACAGGAAACGAUCGUGGGCGCAACAGCCAAGCUUAACCGAUGGGAAAUCCACAAUGCUGUGAUCGUUCUCUACACAGCUAGCCCUCAAAAUCUGAUCCGGAUUGCCGGAUCCAAUUACACUGAACAAUAUCGUACACUGGCUAUUCAUGUGAAUGAUGGAGUUGAUAUGAGUCCAAUCUCGGGUUAUUCAAGUCCACAAAUGUCCGAUUUUGAGAAUAUCGUUGAGCUGAUUGCCGAUGUUUGUCGGCAAUUGCCAACAGAAGGGCCAACCACUUCCGAGCUGCCUACCACUGCUACAUCGUCAUCGUCUGCUACAUCGUCGCCGUCAACUAGUCCUUAUUUCCCAACCCAAACCACAAGUACUCAAAGCGAAACGCCAACAACGAUGACAGGGACUACUGGAGAAACGACAGACACCACAGGAACGACGGCGACUGUUGGAUCAACAUCAACUCCUUGGGAAGACAUCACUGCAACGACUGAAUCUUUUGAAACAACUGGAUCAACAAGUGCAUCAACAGAAAGUGCUGGAACAACACAAACUGCAUCAACCACAUCAUCAGAUUUUUUUGUC
This is a messenger RNA of Mesorhabditis belari, 1347 nucleotides long. The record is from the annotation of a GenBank genome assembly. NCBI's taxonomy places the organism in Eukaryota, Metazoa, Nematoda, Chromadorea, Rhabditida, Rhabditidae.